CGUGGAGCAAUUCGUGGCAAUCCGUGGCAAUCCGUGCCAGUCUGAUUUUCGCGUCGCUUGUGUCGCUUGCAGUGAGGCUUGCUGAUCCUCACUCGCCAAGCCGAACUAUUUGCGUCUGCUCUACUAGCUUCUAUUGUCAACAGAAGCUGUCUUGUCAAGUCGAUUAAUCGCCGAUUAACGUUAACAAUGGCAUCGUACGUAACUGAUUUUUACAAUGGUAAAAGCGUUUUUAUCACCGGUGGCACCGGUUUCGUCGGCGUCUGCUUGAUAGAGAAACUCUUGAGAUGUUGCCCUGAUAUCAAGAAUAUUUAUUUGCUAAUGCGACCGAAGAAGGGAAAGCAGAUCAUGGAGAGAUUGGAGGAAUUAACGAAAAACUCGGUCUUUAAUCGAAUAAGGGAGGAGAAACAAACCGAUUUAUUUAAGAAAUUAAUCGCAAUUGCCGGGGAUGUUGGUGAAGAAAAUUUGGGAUUGUCUUCACAAGAUCGAACAACCUUAAUAAAUACAGUAGAAGUCGUUUUCCAUUCAGCCGCUACGUUGGACUUUGAAGCCGAUCUAAAGACUACAACAAAUAUUAACUUAUUAGGAACUCGUAGAAUCGUCCAACUCUGUCGAGAGAUUAAAAGACUCAAGGCGCUAGUUCAUGUUUCUAGUGCGUAUGUUAAUGCAGUAUUGCACAAUGUCGAUGAAAUAAUAUAUCCCGCACCAGCGGACGUAAAUACAAUUUUGAAGCUAGUUGAUACACUAGAUGAUGCUACCUUAAAUUCCAAAACACCAGAGAUAUUAAAAAAUCAUCCAAAUCCUUAUACAUUUACAAAACAUUUAGCUGAACACGAAGUAUUAAAUGGAGGCUUUCCAGCGACUAUCGUUCGUCCUUCGAUGAUAGCGGGAGCAUGGAAAGAACCAGUUCCAGGAUGGACAAUAUCAAAGAAUGGACCACAAGGUUUUAUAUUAGGUGCCGGUAAGGGUGUUAUAAGAAGAUUGCCAGUUGCAAAACAUCUUAUUUAUGAUUAUAUUCCAGUAGAUAUGGUCGUAAAUAGUUUGAUUGUUGCAGCUUAUAAUGUCGACCGUGACAGUGACAAAGGGUUAAAGGUGUAUCACUGUACAUCUAGCACGUGUAACUCUUUCACAUGGGAGUCUGUAGAAAAGGAAAUUAAUACCUAUUUACACACCUAUCCGAUACGAAGCGCCGUUUGGUAUCCAUAUCUCAAGUUUCUACCAUCGCUCUUUUUGUUUAGAAUCUCGGCUAUCUUUGUUCAUUUCAUUCCUGCUUAUAUUUUGGAUGCAAUUACACGAUUAUGCGGAGGCCGUCCUAUUUUAGUUCGUUUGCAUACAAAUGUCAACAGAUCAUUAGAACGCCUUGAGAAAUUUAUCUUUCAAGAAUGGAGAUUUAAUAAUCCGCGCUUGUUGCAGUUACACGAAUCGUUAUCACUAGAAGAUCAAAAAUUAUUUACGCUUGAUAUGAGACCAUUAAUCUGGAAAGACUAUUUUACAGAUUUGAUACAAGGUGUCAGAACAUAUCUUCAUAAUGAAUCUCCAAAAUCUUUACCGAAAGCACGUUCCAAACAUAAAAUUCUUACGAUUGCUCAUCUGGGUUUACAAGCUGCUCUAUUAGGUUUGAUUUGGUGGCUGGUUAAAGUUUUAUUUGCUACAACGUGGACAAAAACUGGUUUAGUUGUACCAAUAACAUAUUUGCUGUUUGAUCAGUUAUAAAUAUUAAAAUAUACUAU
Trachymyrmex cornetzi is the source of this 1727-nucleotide messenger RNA. RefSeq names its product putative fatty acyl-CoA reductase CG8306. Gene Ontology annotation, molecular function: alcohol-forming very long-chain fatty acyl-CoA reductase (NADP+) activity. Gene Ontology annotation, cellular component: peroxisome. Lineage: Eukaryota; Metazoa; Arthropoda; Insecta; Hymenoptera; Formicidae. Gene Ontology annotation, biological process: long-chain fatty-acyl-CoA metabolic process. Bases 187 to 1710 code for a protein of 507 amino acids. The transcript is spliced from 7 exons. The record is from RefSeq and is a predicted model, not a curated record.